This is a messenger RNA of Necator americanus (New World hookworm), 540 nucleotides long. RefSeq lists its product as uncharacterized. The record is from RefSeq and is a predicted model, not a curated record. The transcript has 6 exons. NCBI's taxonomy places the organism in Eukaryota, Metazoa, Nematoda, Chromadorea, Rhabditida, Ancylostomatidae. Bases 1 to 540 code for a protein of 179 amino acids.
AUGAAAACUUUCUCCGCGGUCGCUAUAUUCAUUCUGUUAUUCGUGAGUGAUGUGAACGCUGAGCGUGGGCGAUCCAAUCCGAGAGAACCAAUGGAACGACAACAACCUCGACUUGGUAGCAAAGCUGUACGGAAUCUUCUAUUUGCGAGUAAAGUAUGGUUGACGGCCGAUCAAGCCAGGAUGAUCAAUGAUUUGCAAACGCAAGGAGACGAUGGUGCGGUUGUACGUCAACUUACUGAGUACUACAGAAAUAUGGGAGAUAAAUCUCGAGCGUCCCUGCGAGUACAGUCAACGUGUCGUGCGAUUCUCUCAGACGAAGUUGGACAGGCGGCAGUGGACGAACUUAUCGCAAUGAAAGCUAAAAUUACACCAUCAUCAGAGCUCGUCACAAAAAUCAACUCAUUAUUUCGAGAUGUGAAGAAAUCUGAUGUUUCUGUUAUACAACCGUUAUGUGCAGCCGCAUACGAGGAUUCACAUGUACCAACGGCAAACGAUCAGCGGAGAGUACGACGAGGGAUUCCAGGAGCUGCAGCAGCAUAG